CAUGAGUAAAACUUGAAGUGUUUUACGUGAGCGCGAGAUGUUGGGAUGCUUGUACUCCCGCAUGAGCGACUGUACGUUAUUAUAAUACUUUACUGCACUGCGGAGGAAUCAUUUAACCCUAAAGCUUGCAAAAGGCACUGCCUUUUUGCUUUGGAAAUUGAGACCAGAUGUGACUAUUUCAUGAACCUGAGCUGUAUGACCAUCCGAGAAUCACCUGUAAUCACUUAUAUUCCUACUUCUGCAUCAUAAUCUCUGGUUGUUCUUCACUUCCCCUGGAUCCAUCCGUGAAUCCCGUCCUGACUACAUAGCCGUACCGUUAUGAAGAUUAUUUCCACUCCCGUGGCAUUGCCCAACUCUCAGUUACUUCAUUGGUGACUGGCUGAAGUAAACACAUUGAGAAGAAGCAGCUUCUUCAGAGGAACUGAGAACAUUUGGAUUGUAGAUCAUUACAAACUGCACUUUUUAAGCAUUUGUGGUGCUUGAUUUGGCCUGCUAUUCGUUUCUCCUUUUGAGAAGUCUUAAUGCAAGUGCAAAUUCAUUGAAUCUUUUGGAGGAAAUGGAGAGUCCUUCCUAUAUUAAAGAACGUUACAAUCACUGUCAAGCAAUUCUUCAGAAACUUUAUGAACAGCGAGCUAUAGGUUUAUUUUGUGAUAUUGCAGUUGUUGUGGAGGGAAAGACUUUUCAUGCUCAUAAAAACAUCUUGUCUGCAUGCAGCAGCUACUUUUAUACAACCCUGAGCAAGAAUAACCAGGAGUGCACAGUUGUUCUGGACACAGUGAGCUUGGAGGGUUUUAGCCAUUUGUUAGAGUAUUUUUAUACUUCUAAGGUCCCAGGUUGUCACAUGAGUGACUUCCUUUCAGCUGCUCAGAGUUUGAAUGUUUGUGUACCAGUAAAGCUUCACAUGGAGAAGAGUGGAAUUAAUGGUAAUGGUCAAAUAUUAGACAAAGAGAUCUGUAAAUUAAGAAAUGUUCUUGUAAGGAACCAAGAAGUGGGUUUAGACUUGGAAAACCUAGAGUUGCUUAAGAGAAUGAAGGAAGAUAAUUCUGUACAGGCGGUGAGUCCACCUUGCAAGACUGAAAUGAAUAAUGAAUCAGUUGUUAACAAAAAGGUUCACAGACCAUGCUUGGCCAAAAUCAAAACUCGAUUGCAGACUGCCAGAUUAGCUAGAACAAUUGCUUCUAACAGAAAAUCAAGAUGUCCAAAGACCGGACUAAUUCAUGCGAAUGGCAGGAAAGAGAAUCAAGAUAUUAUUGCCAAAUCAGAGAAUUGUAAAGUUUCAUGUCAGUGGACCAAAGUGAGAAUAAGUGAAUCCCAGAAAAAGGCUGUGCCUGAAAUUCUAAAUAUUGCUGUGGAGGAGAGAAACUCAAACAGUGGUGUUCAUGGUAGUGUCAAAAAUAGCACCAGUGUUUUGCCAUCUUUGAAUGUGGAAUCUUCGUUAGUGACACAUUGCGGAAGACCAAAACGAUCAAAGGAGAAACAACAGAAGGACUCUGUACUAAUAACCAAGGACCUUUCAGAAGAUGGAGAUGACAUUCUGGAAAGGAAACGACUGAGAUGUGAAGGUUGUAAGAAGCUGCUGCCAUAUACACGCUACCUCUCUCAUCAGGUUUCUGCUGGUGGGGAAUUGUUCAGCUGUGAUGUGUGUGUGAAAUUGUUCAGUUACAGCUGUCAGCUUAGCCAACACCAGAAAACCCAUCACAGCAAGAAAUUAUAUCAGUGUGACCAGUGUGGGAAACAACUCAAGUCCAUGGAAAAGCUGCGUGACCACGUGGCAUACCAUGGGGAUGCCAGGCCCCAUCAGUGUAGCCUGUGUGACAAGGCAUAUAAAGUGAAAAAUGACCUAACUCAGCACAUCCGUGUGAAGCAUAUGGAAGCAUCAAAAGGAAAACCACCCCUGGUGCAGCUCUGUGAAUUCUGCGGUCAGGCUGUGAAACACUACAAGAGCCACAAGAUUUUCUGCAGUGGCAUUAAGAAGUUCCAGUGCAAGUUCUGUCUACAGGCAUUUUAUCGCUUGUCAGAGCUGAAGAGGCAUACGUGGACCCACACAGGGGAGCUGCCUUAUCAGUGCCGUGUCUGUGGAAAGCGGUGCCGUCAUCCAAGUAACCUCAAGAAGCACAUUAGAACAGUUCACAAAGAGGAAAUCCGAGUGCAGAUCGACAAGGAACAUGCUUCCCCAAAGCUUCUAAAGGACUUUCUACCUCGAGAGAUGGAGAGUGAUUGCACAGUCAUGGAGAGCGGUAACUUCGUGGAAAUGACUGAUAUUCAGUUGAGUGGAUCAACUGAUUCUACGAUACCCUCUUUUGCAAAUGCUGUAACAAUCUCUGAUGCAGUCUCUAGCAUGCCGCAUGUGCUCUGCACUGCUCCUGAUGAUUGUAAUGCUAUCAUCCCACCUAUAUACACAACUGUCUCCACGGCUUUAGAAAGACACCAUGAUAAGAUGAUUAGUCCACUUCCGUCUUUCAAGUCCCUCCUUACCAGCCCCCAUGUGGAUAUGUUCCAGAAUUCCUUUCACCAAGCAACAACCUUAGACCAGAAGCUACAGUAACUUUGGAGAUUUGAAUGAUGAACUGAGGGAAACACAAUACACAAGAUGAAAUUAUCCACCAGCCUACACUUAAUAUAUUCUUCCUUUGAUUUAUGCAAAACUGUGGCCUGCAAAUUGAUGGAACAACUGAAGUUUUUUGCAGUCCUACUUACAAGUUAUGCUACCACAUUAUAUUUUUCUGUAUUAAAUAUUUGUAUUGCCAAUACCUUGUUAAGAUAUUUUUCCUCCACUUAGAUCUUAAUUUUGUUAAAUUGCUGUAAAAGAUCUCUGUUCUAACAGGAGAUGGAGAAGUGAUUUAGCUUCAUCAACUUUGCUUCCUGAUUCUGUUCCCCUAUUAAGGUGUGGAAGACUGGUAAAUUAUUGUUGUUUCAAUUGAAUAGAUUGUAGUAGUCUCCACUGUAAGAUUCAACAAAGAUCCAUCACUUUAUUCCUGAAAACACGCUGAAAGCAGGUGAAUUAUGAUUUCUCAGGAAUCUGUCCAUGUAUUAAGAGCUAUAAUACUGUGGUUAUUUUGUUUGCUAUCCGUUCGGGAGGUGAUGGCCUAGUGGUGGUAUUGCUGGACUGUUAAUCCAGAGACCCAGGCAAUGUUCUGGGGACCCAGGUUUGAAUCCUGCCAUGACAGAGGGUGGAACUUGAAUUCAAUAAAAAUCUGGAAUUAGGAGUCUCCUGAUGACCAUGAAACCAUAAUUGACUGUUGAACAAACCGAUCUGGUUCACGAAUGUCCUUUUAGGGAAGGAAAUUGCCACCCAUACCUGGUCUGGCCUACAUGACUCCAGACCCACAGCAAUGUGAUGACUCUUGACUGCCCUCGGGGCAAUUAGGGAUGGGUAAUAAAUGUUGGCCUUGCUGGCGAUGCCCUCAUCCCAUCAAUGAAUAAAAAAAAUGUCAUCAGCUCCUAUAAUGAACCAGGGAUAUUUCAAGCUGGGCAUAAUUGGUGUUUUUGAUAUUUUUCAUGGGAUGUGGGCAUCAUUAGUUGUUGAUUCUAAAUUGUCCUGAGGGCAGUUGCUGUGAUUCUGAAUCACAUGUAGGCAAAACCAGGUAAGGAUGGCAGGUACAGACACUGUCGAAAUUGGAUAUUUUUCUUCCCCAAGUUAGAUUUUAAAAUGCUUCUUCGAAUGGUAGCAAUUGUAUUGAUAUGCAGUGACUCUUUGCUGUAUAGUGAGGGAGAUACAGUAUACACAUGUCCAAUUGUAGUCUGAGUUUUUUUAAGUGUAAUUUUCUUUUUAGAACUCGCUGCUAGUUCUUCAGAUGCUGGUUGAACUAGGAUAUACUGCCCACUCCUAAUGCCCUGGAUAAAGUGGUGAGGAACUGCCUUCUUGAACUGCAGCAGUCUGUGUGAUGUAGGGAUACCAAGGAGAGGGCUGCUGUGAUGUCUUGUGGCUGAGCUAAUUGACCUCAAAGAACUAUAAUCAUCUUUGUUUGUGGUAGGAAUGACUCUGACCAGCAGAGUUUUUCUGCUAAUUCCCGUUGAAUCUAGUUUUGCUAGGGCUCCUUAAUGCCAUGUGUGUUCAAGUGUUGCCUUGAUGUCAAGGUCAGACAAUCUUGCCUUACUUCUGGAGUCUCAGUUUUUCAUGUCUGGACCAAGGCUGCUAUGAGGUCAGGAGCUGAGUGGCCUGUGUGGAAUCCAAACUGAGCACCAUUGAGUGACCUGCGCAUCUGUGCAAGUGUCACUUGAUAGCACUGUUGUCAAACCCAUCUCUCACUUUGAUGAUUGAGUGUUGAUUGACAGGUAGCAAUUGACCAGGUUGGAUUUGUCCUACUUUUUAAUGGACAUUGAUUUCUGGGCAAUUUUCCACAUUGCCACAUAGAUGUCAGCAGUACUGGAACAGCUUAGCUAGGAGCACAGCCAGUUCUAGGAUACAGGUCUUCCUCUACUAUUGCUGGAAUAUUGUCAGGCAGGGCCCAUAUGCUUUGCAGUAUCCUGAGCCUUCAGCCAUUUUUUUGAUGUUACAUGGAGUGAAUCUAAUUGGUUGAAGACUUAAUGUUGUGAUGCUGAAAACUUCAGUUUUAGCUUUGUCUGGGCUUCCCUCAUCACUAAAGACACGUCGUCUAUUUUGUUUAACUGUCCACUGCCCUUUAUGACUGGAUGUGGCAGGGUUGCAGAGUCUAGCUGUGAUCCAUUGGUUAUUAGAUCAUUUAGCCCUGUCUUAUUUUCUCGCUGCUUCCUUUGCUUGAUGUGCAAGUAGUCCUGCAUUAUAGAUUCACUAGGUUAGUGCAUCAUUUUCAGGCAUGCCUGAUGUUGUUCCUGGCAUGCUCUGUGUGUUUUAUUGAACCAUGGUAGAGUGUGGGUUAGAUUAGGCCCAUGAGAUUAUGGAUUAUUAUUGAAUACAAUUCUCCUGCUGCUAAUGUCACAAUACCUCAUGGAUGACCACUUUUUUGAGUUGCUAGAUCUGUUCGAAGUCUGUUCUAUUUUGCAUGGAUGUUAUCCUCAUUGUGAAGAUGGGACUUUAAGUCCACAGUAACUGUGUGAUGGUCAUUCCUACCGACGUUGCCAUGGACAGAUGUUUUUCCCUCUUUGCUUGCUGCACAACCUGCCACAGAGCUGCUGGAGGAACUGUACUUGGCCAGCUCACUAAGUCGUGGUGUAACUUAGCCACUUUUAUUGAAGGACUUUGAAGUUUCCCACUCGGAGUACAUUCUGUAGCCUUGUCACCCCAGUAGAUCCUACAAGUGGCGCUCCAUAUGGAGGAGCACUGAUUCAUAAACUGAGGACAGGUGUUACAUGGUAAUCAACAGGAGGUUUCCUUGCCCAUGUUUGACAUGAUGCCAUGCGAUUUCUUGGGUUCUGAGUCAGAGUUGAGGUCUUCCAGGGCAACUCCUCUGACUGCAUACCACUGUGCUACCAUCUCUACUGGGUCUGUCAUGCCAAGUGUGCCAAGUGAACUUUAAGGUAUGAGUCCAUGAGUAUGAUUGUCACAUGUUAUUUGACUAGUCUGUAAGACAGCUGUCCCACUUUUGGCACUAGAUCCAGAUAUCUGUAAGGGGUUCUUUACCGGCUUGACAGGGUUGAGUUUGCUGCUGUUGUUUGUGUUAUGUAGGUCAAUGUCAGAUGGUCCAUCCAAUUUCAUUCCUUUUAUUUGAUGCAACUGAAUGGCAUUUGGGCUAUUUCAGAGGGCACUUUAAAAAUCAACCUUGUUUCCCUGGGUCUGGAGUAAUAUGUAUACCACACCAGGUAGGAUGGGCAUAUUUGCUUCCUUAAAGGGCAUUAGUGAACCAAUUGGAAUUUUAUAACAAUUGUCUGGCUGUUGAUACCUGAUUUUUGUUUUAAUUGAAUUCAAAGUUCACCAUCGGAUGGCAGAGUGGCUCAGUGGUUAGCACUACUGCCUCACAUCGCCAGGGACCCAGGUGUGAUUCCAUCCUCUGCUGACUGUAUGGAGUUUGCACGUUCUCUCCAUGUCUGCUUAGGUUUCCUUCCACAGUCUAAAUAUGUGCAAGUUAGGUGGAUUGGCCAUGUUAAAUUGCCCAUAAUAUCCAGGGAUAUGUAUGUAGGUGGAUUUUCCCUGGGAAAUGCAGGGGUACAGGGCUAAGGUAGGAGAAUGUGUCUGGGUGGGAUGAUUUACGGAGGGUUGGUGUGCACUCGAUGGGCCAAAUGUCCUGCUUCCACACGGUAGGAAUUCAAUCUUCUGUGGUCACAUUUUGACCAAUGUCCCCAGAGCAUUGCCGAGGGACUCUGGAUUACUAGACCUGUGGCACUGCCACUACACCACUGCUUUUUCAGCAUAUUCACACUGUAGAAACAAAAUGGUAUAAUUGUUUUUAUGAAGUUAGCCUAGUCAUGGUCUUUGAGAGGCUGGUUACAUUAUUACAAUAGGUAUACUCCUUCAUGGGCUAUACUGCCAGAUUAUUGGAAUGUUAAAGACAUAGUUUUCAAAAAAUAAAAUAUUUACAUUUUAGUAAAAUCUCGAUUGUAAUGAAGGCUUAUUUUUUAACAGUAAUUUGAAUUUCUAUAUCACCACUAAUGUAAUCAAAUGUUCCAUGGCACUUCAAGGGUUUUAUUAAACAAACUUCUAACUUAUUUCUUCAUUUUUCUACUUUUUAACCUAAGAUUUUGUACCUAGGUACGUUGUAGCUAAGGUGGUGUCAUGAAUGGCAAUAUUGUAAGCUUUUCACUGUACUCCCGUAUCCCUGUACUUGAGUACAUGUGACAAUAAAACCUAAUUCUAAUUCAAAGUUUGACAUGUCCGAAGAUGAUAGACUGUGUAUGUCUCUUUUGUAUUGGACAUUAUCUGCUGUGGUUGUAGAGGCC
This is a messenger RNA of Rhincodon typus (whale shark), 6792 nucleotides long. Its product is annotated as myoneurin-like. The coding region runs from base 557 to 2545 and encodes 662 amino acids. Gene Ontology annotation, cellular component: nucleus. Lineage: Eukaryota; Metazoa; Chordata; Chondrichthyes; Orectolobiformes; Rhincodontidae. Gene Ontology annotation, biological process: regulation of transcription by RNA polymerase II. The transcript has 6 exons. Gene Ontology annotation, molecular function: RNA polymerase II cis-regulatory region sequence-specific DNA binding; DNA-binding transcription factor activity, RNA polymerase II-specific; protein binding. The record is from RefSeq and is a predicted model, not a curated record.